AUGAGCUCAGGCUCGGGCCAGCUGGAGACCAACCCAACGUCUGGUAUGCAGUGCACAGUCUACAUCGACGAAGAGACCAAGCCUGGCACCUGUGUCUGUGGCCACACAUUUAAUUACCACACUGUGGCUGCUCGGUCCGAUCCCUUCGCCAUGCUUCCUGCCAAUCGUGCUCCUCGCACCGCCAGCUCGACCAGUACAGCCCUUGAUGACACUCUGGGAGGGCACGAGGAUGAAGAAGAGGACCGUCUUGCUGAAGUUCGGCGCCGCUUCGAGAAAGCUCGUUCGCAAGGAACAGCUGAUGCAGCAGGUCGGUCGAGUCUGGCCUACCACGCACCUGCUGCUGGGUCAGCUCGGUCUCAAGUCUCCCAUGCCGAUGCAUUGGCAGAGGCACGUCAGGGACUUAGUGGAGGUGAUAGAGGGAAGGGGAAGGGUAAAGGAAAGGGUUCUUCGGGCAGUGGGAAGUCGAAGGAGAAGAAGGAGAAGCCUGGGAAGACGAAAGGGAAGGCUGAUGGCGGCAAGAGCAAGUCACAGGGCUCAUCGGGUCUGAAACCCCUCCGUGUUUGUGAGGUUUACUUUGUGCCUGUCGGUUUGAAGCAGUAUUCAUGUGUGCCUCUUGCUUCUGGUGGGGUGACCUACAACGCAGAAAUCGGCACCACCCUCCAUGAGUGGGAAGACCUCAUUGGCAUUCGGCUUCCCGAGUCUGUCCUCAACGGCCGAAAUGUUAUUGAUGGAGUCGUUCUUUGUCUUCGUCAGGAGGGUCUGGCUGCAGUUGCAAAGGAUGACCCGGAGUUCCGCUCUGACGGCUACUUCACCUUUGGCCAGACCAGCCAGGCAGAGAUUGACAUGUUUGUGUGCUCGCUACUUCCAAAAGGGUUUUCCCUUCUUGACAGCGACCUUGCCAACAACCCGCCUGCUGGAUACAAAAAGCGGGCGAAGCCUGAGGGCCCGCUUGACUGGGUUGUUCUCAAGGUAGCCUAUAACAAGAUACAUGUUGUCGACCACCACUCCGUCAUUGAUGUUGAGUUUCUUCGGCGCUUUGCGACAUCUCCAUCUCAUGCAUAUUCACGUGUGCCUCUUGCUUCUGGUGGGGUGACCUACGACGCGGAAAUCGGCACCAACCUCCAUGAGUGGGAAGACCUCAUUGGCAUUCGGCUUCCCGAGUCUGUCCUCGACGGCCGAGAUGUUAUUGAUGGAGUCGUUCUUCGUCUUCGUCAGGAGGGUCUGGCUGCAGUUGCAAAGGAUGACCCGGAGUUCCGCUCUGACGGCUACUUCACCUUCGGCCAGACCAGCCAGGCAGAGAUUGACAUGUUCGUGCGCUCGCUACUUCCGAAAGGGUUUUCCCUUCUCGACAGCGACCUUGCCAACAACCCGCCUGCUGGAUACGAAAAGCGGGCAAAGCCUGAGGGCUCGCUUGACUGGGUUGUUCUCAAGGUAGCCUAUAACAAGAUACAUGUUGUCGACCACCACUCCGUCAUUGAUGUUGAGUUUCUUCGGCGCUUUGCGACAUCUCCAUCUCAUGCAGUAAGAGAGCGCUUGUUCAUUGCUCCGAGGCGCCGUGUUGUUCUCGAUCCAGGCUUACGCUUGGCAGGCUCGCCACUGUCCGAUAAUGACAGUGACAACGAGCAUGGCUCAUUGGGGUCACACAGUGACACAAGUGACCGCUCUCGCCAUUCCGACGAUGAAGCUCCCUCUGUCAAGGGUAAAGGUAAAGCGGUUGCUACGAGCUCUCGUACCUUGCGAAGCCAACAUCGCAAGAGCAGCGAGGUUGUGAUCGACUUUGACGAUUACACAUUGUCUGACGACGCGAACGAUGAUGCCUCUUAUAACUACUUCGAUGAUGGCUUGCGAGGUGACGGAGGCUACUCAUCAGGCUCUGAUGGUCUCCUGUUGUCAGCUGAGCAGGAUGCAACGGUCUCCCGGGGCAUCAGUCCUUCUGGGAGUACCAAGCGCCCGCGCUCUAUCUCCCCAACAAGCACCAUCGAGGAUGUUCCUGAGUCGUCGACAGCUGCUCGUAAACGCCGUCGUGAAGGUACUAUCACCAAUCGUACACUUGAGGAAAGUUCUCGCACUCUCUCACAGCUGACGGUCGAAGAUGACGAGGAGGUUGCACCGCUGCAGCCUCCUAGCAGCAAUCGUCUAGCUCGGGCUGAGUCCGAGAAUAAGCGCAUCGAUAGAAUUCAGGAUGUCUGGGCCAACCUUCGUGGCAAGUAG
Peniophora sp. CBMAI 1063 is the source of this 2211-nucleotide messenger RNA. The record is from the annotation of a GenBank genome assembly. NCBI's taxonomy places the organism in Eukaryota, Fungi, Basidiomycota, Agaricomycetes, Russulales, Peniophoraceae.